AUGGCUGGACCAAAACAACAGAACAGAAGUCAGCAAGGAGGCCGGGGAUUCAGAUACGGUCGAGGAAGAGGCGGUAGAUCCAACAGAUCCAACUUCAAAUCACACAACACAGAAGACAACGACUCCCACUCUCCAGCAAAGAGCUUUGAACCUAAUGCAAUUCAUGGCAGAGGCGGAUACAGAAACGUUUCCUCCGGAGGACAAAAGCAUGAUCUCAAUGUCAGUCGUUCUACUGUCCCGACUCGACUGAGUGUAACCCACCUGACAAAUGACACCCAAAAGAAAUCGGGCGAUGAUGGGAAAACUUCCAACAAAGCACACCUUGGUUCUUCGUCAAAGCCCAAGCAACAGGAAGACAGCAUCCGUUCCCCCCAGUCUCUGCAAUUCGUUCCUACGAACAAGAGCUUAUACCAAGGCGCAGGUAGAGUCACAGCUACCAUGGUGAGAAGUACUCUACCCGCCAAACUUUCGGCAUUUCAGCGUCUUCCCGGCGAGUUGCGUUGGAAGAUCUAUGAACAUGUGUUUGACGUUCACCGAGUCGAAGUCUUGCGUUUGCGGGACAAGAACCCAGAAAACAACAUUAAGCGAGUCCAUUACCGCCUCUACCAUCGUCAGCUGCGACCUCGCGAUCCCAAAACACAUGCCGCACCCUCAAGUGAAGGACGCUUCACGUGUCCUCCCCUUCCCAUCGCGCUUCUGCUCACCUGUCGCAGCAUCUAUCGCGAUACGCUGUGCCUGUUCUACUCCAGGAUGCAGUUCAUUUUCAACACGACUCGUACCGUGAUGCGCUUUCUAAAGAUCACCCAAAAAGAAGCUCAAAUGGCGAUCCAGCACAUCGAGCUCAAUCAUACCAUGUAUAGCGAGCCUGCGCUGCUGAACUUCCGAUGGUACAAGUGCAUGAGCGACAUGGCGUGGUACAAUGCCUGCGAUGACCUGACCGUCUACUGCAAGUCACUGCUUGUCCUCCAUAUUGAUAUGAACAUUCGGGACUGGCCCAUCAGUCUCCAAGUGGGCGAGCGGUGGUCCUUGCCGCUGCUUGCCUUUGCGCGCUAUGGACCACGACUCGACUGGGUCGAUAUUCGACUUCACAUGGGCAGCUUCAAACAAGACAAGCUUGAGAAAGUCGCUCGUGAGAUCGAGGAACAGAUCAUGGACCCAACGGCUUUUCAGAUGCGCGAGGAUGAACGGCUGGCGAAGGAGUUGGCGGGGCCUGUGAAGGCCAAGGUUUUAAGACUUGUGUUCUAA
Messenger RNA from Aspergillus thermomutatus, 1245 nucleotides. RefSeq lists its product as uncharacterized. The record is from RefSeq and is a predicted model, not a curated record. NCBI's taxonomy places the organism in Eukaryota, Fungi, Ascomycota, Eurotiomycetes, Eurotiales, Aspergillaceae. The coding region runs from base 1 to 1245 and encodes 414 amino acids. The transcript has 3 exons.